AUGGAGAAGAAACGAAGAAAAUUCGAUGAAGAGUCGACUACGUCAGCCGAAACAGAUACCAGCGACGAUGAGAGUGAAGGAGUUGAAGUUGACGACGAGAGCAGCAGCGACGAUUCCGAAAUAUAUAGACUUGGUCAAAAACGCUCAAGGCCGAAAAAAACAACGGCGGAAGAUUUUGCUGGUGUAAUGAACCGGAUCUUGUCCAGUCGAACGAAAGCUGCCGACCAAAAUGCACCAAUAUUAUCUCGAUCCAAAGGAAUUGAACGACAUAUUGAUCAAGAGAAAAACGAACAACGAGCACGUAAGGCGGCCGCUAUGGAAAAGAAAAAACUAGCUUCCAAAGAUAGGGUAAAGACGCAAUUCACUACGUUUGAACAUGAGAAAAGGUUAAGCCGAAUCGCCACCAAAGGAGUUGUACAGCUAUUUAAUGCUAUCAAGAUAGCUCAGAAGACAGCCGAAGAGGCAGUCGAGGCUGCAGGUGGUGAUAGUAAAUUGACGGUUCGCCAAGCAAAGGAUGUCGCAUCCAUGUCGAAGAAAACCUUUUUGGACAUUUUAAAAACUGGUGCAAAUAAAGAUUAA
Messenger RNA from Paraglomus occultum, 579 nucleotides. The record is from the annotation of a GenBank genome assembly. NCBI's taxonomy places the organism in Eukaryota, Fungi, Glomeromycota, Glomeromycetes, Paraglomerales, Paraglomeraceae.